AUGUUCAAGGGCAUCCUCCCAGCGAGACGAGUCCCGUCGACGGACUUCACUAUCAUCACCACCCUCGCCGACCCCGACGGCAAGGAGAACCAGCCAACUCUCACCGUACAGACAAACCUCCCAGCGACCAACAAGUCCCGCUCAGCGAGUAAGGGGUUCAUGCGCAGCCAGAGGAAGAAAAACACAGACUCCAAGCGCUCAAAGGAGAGCCCCGUGGCUCCCGCUCCUGUCUCAGGAGAGGCAUUCGACAAGCUUCUCGAUGACCUUCAGAUCCCGUCGUCACUGAGACCCAAGCUCUAUGGCAUGGACGCCUCAGUCAAGGCAGCCAUGCUCAAGUCGUCGCAGACGAUGGCUGUUGGGCCCAGUGCAGAGGCCACAGCGACCACAGCACCCCGGUCUCAUGCCGUGCGCAAGGCGCAUAGCACCGACUCGAUGAAUUCGCCUCGGCACCCAACCAUAGCCUCUCUAAGCGGCGACACCUCCGAGCUCCCGUAUCCGGGUCUCUUAGCAGCGCACGUGUCCGCGCAUCACUCACCAUACCUUUCGUCUCCACCCAGAAAACCGAGCCACAGUCGUGGCAUUUCCUUUGAGGGCACUAGAUUGUUCUCCAAGAGCCAGGUCAAUCUCGUGCCUAGCUCAUCAUCCACUCUAGACUUGGCUACAGGCCUCAAAUCAAGCAAGGAAAAGGGCACCGUUCACACAAAGAAUCUCGCGCCGACGCGCUUCUGCAGUGUCCUUGCCACCGUGUCCAGCACUCAAUUGGACGUAGAAGAUUUAAAGAAACUGAGACUGUUACUUCGAAACGAAUCUGCAUCUUGGUCAGAAGAGUUCCUGAAACUUGGGGGUUACACCGGUCUGCUGACCCGCCUGAACGAAAUAUUGGAAGUGGAGUGGAGAGAAGAACAGCAUGACGACCAGGUCCUGCAUGAACUUCUUCGCUGCUUUAAGGCACUGUCCACAUCAUCCAUUGGGUGCUUCGCCCUGCGCAGCUCGUGCCCUACACCUUUUGUCCAGCUCGUCGCGCUCCUCUACUCGGACAAGAAGCCGGGUGAGGUUGCUACGCGUCAACUCAUCGUCGAGCUUCUCCUCCUCCUAUUUGAUCUUUACCCGCCUUCCUCUCUCCCCUCCACCGCCAACAAACCUCUGCUCUCCCCAGGCGUAUCUUCUACCUCCUCCGCCCUGCGCCCGCGCGAGGCAUGGGAAAGCCAGACCUCCGUCGCGACGUCGAACCUCAUCACGCUCCCCGCGCCACAUAAGAACUUCUUUUCGCUUAUUCGCGCGUUGUUGCUCACACCCGCGCCACCCCCAUCGGAGUCUCCUGGAGCGCCCGUCUCGCCACACGCGUUUAUCGAGUCGCUUCACCUCCCGCGGAUAUACAAGACAUAUCUCCAGGAGCUGUCCGAUGUGUGCAGGGACUAUUUCUGGGUGUUCUGCCACCCAAACAACACAAUUUGGGUUCUGGGGGAGACAAAUGAGAAUAGUGUCGAGAGGCCCCGUGCCCCAGGUGGGAUGACGGGCGGCGUUGAGUUUGAAGCAAUGGGCUACUUCACAACGCACUUGAAGCUUAUCAAUGCUAUCUCGAAGAGCGUCGAGGCGCUCGGCAUGGUCAAGGACCACGAGCUCUCUGCAUACCGUUUCCACACCGACCUCUUCCUCUCCGGCUUGGAGCGCAUCAUCCUCAUCUCGCGCAAAGCAUCGACAACGUAUUACCCAACACUUCACCUCGAGCUCGCCCGUUACAUUGCGUUCGCAACACGCGCAGGAUUCGAACUGCCUUACACGGUCGCGCGGCUCAUGGGCAUGCCGCCCGUCGCACACGCCAAGAACCCCGCUGCAGCUGCAGCUGCUCUCUCUGGCGGCGCGAGUAAAUCCCGUAGUCAUGCGGGAUCUGCGCCCGGGUCUCCUGCAAGGAAGAGUAAUACCGCUGCUGCCCGUCAGCCUCAACCACAGCAGGGACAAGUACAGGGACCGGGACAGCCACAGACACCAGUGACGCCGACGAAUAAGCGGUUCACGAUGGGCCAGGUGCCUGGUUCUGGGCAGCCGGUGGUGCCUGCGCUGCCGUCGCCACGCAGGAUCGAGUCCAUGCGGUUCGAGAUGUGA
Psilocybe cubensis is the source of this 2103-nucleotide messenger RNA. RefSeq lists its product as uncharacterized. Gene Ontology annotation, molecular function: actin binding; small GTPase binding. Gene Ontology annotation, biological process: actin cytoskeleton organization. Bases 1 to 2103 code for a protein of 700 amino acids. Lineage: Eukaryota; Fungi; Basidiomycota; Agaricomycetes; Agaricales; Agrocybaceae. The transcript has 6 exons. The record is from RefSeq and is a predicted model, not a curated record.